Molecule: messenger RNA, 3978 nt
Organism: Platichthys flesus (European flounder)
Lineage: Eukaryota; Metazoa; Chordata; Actinopteri; Pleuronectiformes; Pleuronectidae
Gene: tgfbrap1
Product: transforming growth factor, beta receptor associated protein 1
Exons: 13
Coding region: 250-2886 (878 amino acids)
Biological process (GO): intracellular protein transport; autophagy; endosomal vesicle fusion
Cellular component (GO): cytoplasm; membrane
Source: RefSeq, a predicted model, not a curated record
CAGCCAGCAGCGGCUCUGUGUCACUGGGUGUUUUCUACGGGACGAGGAAGGAGCCAACGCCGCCGUUCAGGCUGUCAUUUCCGCUUGUCGGUGCGGUGCCGACCCCCAGCAGCAUGGAAGAAGUCAUCCUCAUGUGUGAAUCUAUGUCGUGGCCGCUGUUUCUGGAGUAGAGAGGCUCGCCUGCGUCUGGUGAACCCGCCUGCCGUCCUGAGCGCUGCCUGCAGCGGUAGUGUAGAUGCCUUGGCUGAGAUGAGUGUGAAGGCUUUUGAGCUUGUCCCCGCUGUGGAGCGAGAUCUCCUCAUGGGCGACAAAGCUCGGAUCAACAUCGAGUGCAUUGAAUGCUGUGGGAAGCACUUGUACGUGGGCACCAACGACUGCUUCAUCCACCACUUCCUGCUGGACGAGGUCACGUCUUCCAAAGGGAAACUGAGUUACUCGCCUCAGAAGCUGCUCCACAAAUACCUGGGCCUCAAGAAACCAGUUGCUGAGCUGCGUGCUGCUUCUGCUUUGGAGCGCCUGAUAGUACUCUGUGAUGGAAUCGUGUUCCUCGUUGACAUGGUGACGUUAGAGACUGUGCCCUCGGCUGCAGGAGGCGGAGCCAAGAUCAGAGGUGUUACGUCGUUUUGCAUUAAUGAGAACCCGGUGAACGGUGAUCCCUUCUGUGUGGAGAUGGGAGUACUCUCCUCCAAGCGGCGGACAGUGCAGAUUUUCAUGGUGUACGAGGACAGAGUCCAGCUGGUCAAAGAGGUGACCACUCCUGAGCAGCCGUGUGCUGUCAGUCUCGAUGGUUACUUCUUGUGCUUGGCCCUCGCCACACAAUACAUGAUCCUGAACUACAACACAGGAGCUUCUCAAGACCUCUUCCCUUACAACAGUGAUGAGAGGAGGCCGAUUGUAAAAACAAUCGGCAGGGAGGAGUUCCUCUUAGCAGCACCAGGUGGUCUCGGAAUGUUUGCCAAUGCAGAAGGGGUAUCUCAGCGGGCUCCAGUCAACUGGUCAGAGAGCGUGAUUGGUGCCGCUGUGUGUUUUCCAUACGUGGUGGCCUUGGAUGAGAGCUUCAUCACCAUCCACAGCAUGUUGGACCAACAGUUAAAACAGACCCUUUCAUUCAGGGAUGGACACAUUCUGCAAGACUUUGAAGGGAAGGUAAUCCUGGCUUCCACUAAGGGAGUGUACGUCCUGGUGCCUCUGCCACUGGAGAGACAGAUCCAGGACCUACUGGCCAGUCACAGAGUGGAGGAGGCACUCACCCUCACUGAGGGAGCACAGAGAAAUAUUUCCAAAGACAAGUUCCAGAUUUUGCACAAACGAAUCCUCCAGCAGGCGGGCUUCAUACAGUUCGGCCAACUUCAGCUUGUAGAAGCAAGAGAACACUUCAGGAAGGGUCAGCUGGAUGUGCGAGAGCUGAUAUCUCUCUACCCUCUACUGCUGCCAUCUUCCUCUUCUUUCACUCGCUGCCACCCUCCUCUCCACGAGUUCGCCGAUCUCAACCAUCUGGCACAGGGGGACCAGGAGAAGGUGCUGCGGUGCAAGAGAUUCCUCAUCAGUUAUUUGGGCGAGGUACGAAGCACAGAGGUGGCUAAUGGUUGCAGAGAGGACGUGGACACAGCACUGUUAAAGCUGUAUGCUGAACAAGAUCACGACAGCCUUCUAGACCUGGUAGCUUCAGACAAUGCCUGCCUGAUGGCAGACAGCGUCCCGUGGCUAGAAAAAUAUCACAAAUAUUUUGCACUUGGGCUGCUCUAUCAUUAUAACGGUCAGGAUUCAGCAGCACUUCAGUUGUGGAUUCGUGUGGUAGAUGGGGAUCUGCAAGACUCAACAAGAUCUGAUCUUUAUGAGUACAUUGUGGACUUCCUCUGCUCCUGCUCCAAUCAGGACCUUGUAUGGAAGUAUGCAGACUGGGCCUUGCUGAAGAAUCCCACCAUAGGCAUCCACAUCUUCACUAAGAGACCUGUCUGUAAAGACCACCCACAGUUGAAUUCUGACGAUGUCAUCAGUUACCUGGGAAAGCACAGCCAGGCUCUGCUUCUUUACUUGGAACACCUGGUGCUGGAGAGAAAGAUACAGAAAGAGAAGUUCCACACACACCUGGCUGUGUUGUACCUGGAGAGGGUCUUGUCUCUGCUCUCACAGUCCCCCACAGAUGAACAGCAAGUCAGCAGUGCUAGAGACAGACUCCAGUCCCUGCUCAGGGAGUCCAACCUCUACAGAGCACAGUCUCUUUUAGGUAAGAUGGAGAACUGUGAACAACUGCUGCUAGAGCGUGCAACACUACAUGGGAAACUGGAGGAGCACGAUAAAGCUCUGCAUAUACUGGUGCACAAGCUCAGAGACUUCCCUUCCGCCGAGGCCUUCUGCAUAUGGGCAUCGUCUUGCCGGGACAAUGCUUAUCAGCAGCAGCUGUUUCACAUGCUCUUGGGAGUUUAUCUUGACUCGACGAGCCAUCCCGGAAAGUCCCAGACUUCAGCAGAAGGUGGCAGUGGAGACUUGGAGAUGGCAGCGGUGGACCUCCUUAACCGCCACGGCGAGGUGUUCGACGCCGCCCGUGUCCUUCGCAUGUUACCAGAAGGCUGGUCGAUGCAGCUGCUGCGGCCCUUUCUGGGUCGAGCGGUCAGGGCCAGCAUGCACGCCUGCCGCACCUCUCAGAUUGCUGUGGGGCUUGCCCACUCCGAAAACCUUCAACUGCUGCACGACAGGUUGAAAGAGCGUAAGAAACCCAUCUUUGUGUCUGAAAAGAAAGGAUGCCACCUGUGCCACAACACCUUCAGUGAGCCCGAUGUGGUGUGUCUGCCCGGUGGAGUGCCUGUCCACACUCACUGCGUCGCCCAGAGAGUAAGAGACUCUCCCACAAAGAGACUGUUAACUAAUAACAGUAACCACACGUGAGACUCGAUCCUUUAACCUGUCAUGUGAUUUGUGAUCAGUGGCACCAAACUAAAGCAGGACAUGCUGCGAUUUGGGAUGGCUGAGGACUGAGGGGGUAAACAACAAAAAAAGCACAGAGCACACUUUGCCAAUGAAGAAUAUGCUGUGGAGUUAAUGAGAGAUGCAAACAACGCUGUUUUGGCCUUUGUAUGUGUGUGAGGGAGAAACCGAUGAUUUCAGCUAUUUAUUCCUGUGCUUCAAUAAAACCACACUUUCAGAUUGCAAGUUUUUAUAGAAGUAAAAACACAACAUCUAAGUCAUCUUGCCGUUUUUAAUAUAUUUAAACAAAGACGGGCUGCUUACCUUUUUUGUGAGUUCAGUACUGUUUCCGUCCUUGUCUUCACACUUACAGUUUUACACCUGAAUCUAAGAAACCGCUUGAAAUACAGAAAACUCACAAUAUUUGAAUUAUUUAGAAAUAUUAUUGAAGCAUGAACAGUAUCACCAAUGGUAUGUUUUACGGCUGAUCAACUCAUAUGGGUAACAUAUUAACAAUGUCCUAACUUGCUCAUUGAAAUGUCAUGUUUCAGUCUCUUGUUCCUGAGAUCUGCUCUCGGUGCUGCUUUAAUUUCUCCCUCAUCCAUUUGGGUGGUCCAAUGCUAUUGACAAUAUUUCAGUCAGUGACUUAACGGCAGCAGUUUAUUCCAAACCUUUUCCAUGUUGAAUGUCCUGUUUGUUUAGAUUAUAGCCCAUUAAUCAUCAUCAACAAGUCAGUUGUGGAGACCUUCUAAAAACAAAGCUCAAAUCAAAUGAACUACUGAUCAGCACACAUGGCAGCAAAUAUUACGGCUCAGUUAUAUUGUGAAAUAAUGUUGAAAUCAAGCUUCAGAUAUAUUUGUUUGAUAUCAAGUUACUGAAUGGGAUCGUCACUGUCCACCUGCCAUCGUGUUGUUUGUUUAUUACAAACAAUAACAUAGAUAAAGUUAAUUUGAAUCCUGCUUCUGUCAACACUAAACAAAUGUCCUGUCAAAAUGUGCGGCUGAUAAACUUCUAUAAUGUGUAGUAAAAGAGGUAAUUUGUUCCAAACAGGUGAAUAAACAUUGUCAAUCAGUA